Messenger RNA from Haliotis rufescens (red abalone), 1110 nucleotides. RefSeq lists its product as uncharacterized. Bases 59 to 736 code for a protein of 225 amino acids. The transcript is spliced from 3 exons. Lineage: Eukaryota; Metazoa; Mollusca; Gastropoda; Lepetellida; Haliotidae. The record is from RefSeq and is a predicted model, not a curated record. Gene Ontology annotation, molecular function: peptidyl-prolyl cis-trans isomerase activity.
GAGAGUACUUGAAUGAAUCAACAUGGCCGCGCUCUUGUAGAGAAACUAACUUGUGAAAAUGGCUGCAUUACGUUCAGUAUCAAGUGUUUAUCGACUUGGACAGUCCCUACAACGCCUUUCUGUCACAGAUAACCUUCAAGGUUUUAUACGAUGCAUUGGAUCUCAGGGAGCAGUCAGUGAUCGUCUCCAUAAGAAACCCAGUCUCCAUGGACACAUUCAAACAAUGAUUUCUCCCCAGCAGUCAGUUACAGAGCAUUUACCCUUCAAGCUUCACAAUAAGACACCAGAAAAAGAAUACAUUUGUCCAUCACGGCUAGGCCUUACACAACCUGCUGUGGCAAUACUGGAUCAGUCUAUUUCUAAACAAGGGGUGCUAGACUGCCCCACUCUUCCUCAAGCUUUGCGAGAUGUCAUUGCUCCAGAAGGAGAGAUCAAGGUCAUCUACGACCCACACUCCCAUAAGGCACCAGCGAAGGAAGCAAAGCACAUUCUGAAAAUAAGGAGGAGGAAAAUGAACCGGCAUUUGUUGAAAAAGUUUCGUAAACGGAUGUUGUUUACAUUGAGAAAACAAAGGAAAGAUCUGAGGAGGAAGAAAGUGAAGAUAUUUCGGGAAGAGCUGCGCAUGAUCACGAAGAGUGGGGAGGACUUUGAUGCUAUGGCGCAUGUUCGUAGUGAGCUUGAAAUAGCUCGGAGAGGAGGGUUUUAUAUUGAAAUAUUACCUAAGGACUCAAGUUGAGAUGAAUGCUGUGAGGUGCUGUAAUGUUUCACUGAAGUAUUGUUGCAUCGCGAUACUUUGUUCCACAAUAGAGUAUAAGACCAUGUAUAUCAUGGAAAUCAAAGGAUAUUUUAUUAUUUAUGAUAAAUGAUAAAGUUCAUCGUUAUUAGUUUUACUGGCCAAAGUACAAAGUUUUGUAUUUUGUGAGCCUCAGGUUAGUCCUAAUGGUUUCCCAUAUUGUAUUGUAUCAUCCUGACAUGCGUUGUAUCACCUUGACGUGUCUUGGUACAGCCCUAGUGCUAUUCAAAUGAUGAGUGUAAACAAGAUUAGCUUGACUUGGAAAAUGGUUCUGUUACCACGGUUCCAAAAUGAAAUAAAGGAAUGUGUGAUGCAAA